Molecule: messenger RNA, 285 nt
Organism: Lachancea dasiensis
Lineage: Eukaryota; Fungi; Ascomycota; Saccharomycetes; Saccharomycetales; Saccharomycetaceae
Source: the annotation of a GenBank genome assembly
AUGUCUUCAUCAGCUUCCAAAGUUACAGUACCACCAAUCAAUUGUAUAUUCAACUUCCUUCAGCAGCAAACGCUGGUUAAUAUAUGGCUUUUUGAACAAGUACAUAUGAGAAUACGAGGGAAGAUCAGCGGAUUUGACGAGUUCAUGAAUGUGGUCAUCGAUGAUGCAUUGGAAGUUCCCAUUGAUUUGAAAACUGGCUCUGAGCUGCCAGGGGAGGCUUUGAAGCUGGGUAGGAUUUUAUUGAAGGGAGACAAUAUCACCUUGAUUACGCCAGCAUCUGAAUAA